Molecule: messenger RNA, 896 nt
Organism: Episyrphus balteatus (marmalade hoverfly)
Lineage: Eukaryota; Metazoa; Arthropoda; Insecta; Diptera; Syrphidae
Product: UMP-CMP kinase-like
Exons: 1
Coding region: 199-780 (193 amino acids)
Biological process (GO): UDP biosynthetic process; 'de novo' pyrimidine nucleobase biosynthetic process; CDP biosynthetic process
Cellular component (GO): cytoplasm; nucleus
Molecular function (GO): ATP binding; UMP kinase activity
Source: RefSeq, a predicted model, not a curated record
UCACACGAUCGCACUUUGUAUAAUAUUCCGGGAACUCCCCCAUUUUCUUAUACCAUGAAUCAGAAGCACAUAGUAGGCUAUCAGCUAUCAUCUAUUUUGUGUUGUAUAUAUGUGAUAAGCUAUAAUAAUUAAAUUCAUUUAAAACCUUUGCAUUUUGAACUAAAUCAAAGUUUAUUUCCACAAUUCAAAACCAUAAAAAUGUCUUCUGCAAAACCCAAAGUUAUCUUCGUCCUUGGCCCGCCCGGUGCUGGCAAGGGUACAAUUUGCCAGCGGUUGGUUAAUAAAUUUGAAUUUGGUCAUUACUCUGCUGGUGAUUUGUUGCGCGAUGAAAGUAUGCUUCCCGAUUCCAAAAUGGGACCACUUAUCAAAGAGUACAUGAAAGAUGGAAAGAUUGUUCCUGUUGAAAUUUCAUGUUCACUUAUUGAAAAUGCUAUGAAAACUUCUGGCAAAAGCAAAUUUCUCAUCGAUGGAUUUCCACGGAAUCAAGACAACGUAGAUGGUUGGAAUAGAACAAUGGCUGAUAAGGUUGACUUUCAAUUUGUAUUGUUUUUUGAUUGCUCUGAAGAAUUGUGUAUUCAACGUUGUUUAAAGCGUGGUGAAUCAAGUGGACGUUCCGAUGAUAAUAUGGAAACAUUAAAGAAACGUAUUGCAUCUCAUAUAAAUGAUUCUUUACCAAUAAUUGAGAUUUAUAAAAAAAUGGGAAAAGUUAUUACGAUCGACGCUAGUACACAUUUGGAAGUAAUGUACAAAGAGGUAGAAGAUGUUGUUAAGAACUUGUAGAUGUGACGUGGGCAAGUGAAGGUGAUUUAUUUAUGUAUUCCAAAGUAGAGAGACGUAUUUAUGUACAUAAUAAUAAGUAUUAAUUUGUUUCUGUUAAGUUGUCAAGGUGUAUCAGU